This is a messenger RNA of Musa acuminata subsp. malaccensis (wild Malaysian banana), 1988 nucleotides long. Its product is annotated as CBL-interacting protein kinase 18. Lineage: Eukaryota; Viridiplantae; Streptophyta; Magnoliopsida; Zingiberales; Musaceae. Gene Ontology annotation, molecular function: ATP binding; protein serine/threonine kinase activity. Gene Ontology annotation, biological process: signal transduction; protein phosphorylation. The record is from RefSeq and is a predicted model, not a curated record.
CCCCCCCCCCGCGCCGCCUGCUCUCGGUGGUUCGAUCUGUUAGAUGUUGAGGUGAUAGCGGUGUCGGAUUCGGAGAGUUCUUGGUCGGGCAGGUGGGAACUCUUCUGCUGCAGCCGUAAAGUCAAUCAAGAAAGACAUAGCUGGGAAUGCUGAAAGAUGUGCCUGGGUAGUGAGGCCAUAUUUUUGGAGUUAAAUGGACCUGUAGCUCCAGCUGAGAAAAAACAGCAUUUCAGUAUUAAGUAUUUCUUUGGAGGUAAGCUCCCAGAGAGACAAACCCAGGGCAGACAGAGGGGAUCUGCAAAAACAAUUUCACAAGGUGACCUUGGUGGAGACGGUUGAAGUCUUUUGCUCCCCUUUCUAGACUCGUACCUUGUGAAAAUCGAGAGAGCAUAGCGUUAGUUUGUUUCGCAGGUUACAUAGGCAAACAUGGAGAGCAGAGGGAUUGUUGUGAUGCAAAAGUAUGAAUUAGGAAGGUUACUAGGGAAAGGAACUUUUGCAAAGGUUUAUUAUGCUAGGAAUAUCAGAAAUGGCCAAAGUGUUGCUAUAAAAAUGAUUGACAAGGAGAAAGUAAUCAAGGUUGGUCUCAUGGAGCAGGUGAAACGUGAAAUAUCCGUGAUGAGAUUGGUUAGACAUCCAAAUGUAGUGCGGCUCUUCGAGGUCAUGGCGAGUAGGACCAAGAUUUACUUUGUCAUGGAGUACAUAAAAGGUGGUGAGCUAUUCAACAAGGUCACGAAAGGAAAAGUGCCAGAGGAUGAAGCUAGAAAAUACUUUCAACAGCUGAUUGGCGCUGUCGACUACUGCCACAGCAGAGGUGUUUACCACCGUGAUCUGAAACCUGAGAACCUUCUGUUGGAUGAAAAUGACAAUUUAAAGGUAUCAGAUUUUGGUCUAAGUGCCCUCGUUGACUCCAAAAGGCAAGACACCAUACUGCACACUACUUGUGGAACUCCAGCUUAUGUUGCUCCUGAGGUGAUAAGCCGAAUUGGAUAUGAUGGUGCAAAAGCUGAUAUCUGGUCCUGCGGGGUGAUUCUUUUUGUGCUUAUGGCUGGUUACUACCCUUUUCAUGAUUCAAAUCUGAUGGAGAUGUACAAGAAGGUCGUAAAAGGUGAAUUUAAAUGCCCCAGUUGGUUCUCUUCCGGCACUAAAAAGUUCAUCUCAAAGAUGCUAGACCCAGAUCCAAGUAACAGGAUUUCCAUUGCAAAAAUCAGGGAAAACAAAUGGUUCAAGAAAGGGCUUGAUGACAAGAAAGUAAAAAUCGAAGAAGAACCAAAAGAAAAUGUCCCUUUGGAUGCAGCUGAAGUUUUCAACUCCUCAGCAAGCAGCACUGCUGAGGAAAGGCAAGAUUCAACGAAGAUCACGAACUUGAAUGCUUUUGAUAUCAUUUCUCUUUCAGCAGGAUUUGAUCUCUCGGGUCUAUUUGCGGACAGCAGCCAAAAGAAAGAAACUUGGUUCACUUCUAUGAAGUCUGCAUCAGUCAUUAUUUCCAAGCUAGAAGAUAUGGCCAAACAUCUGAAGUUAAAAGUGAAGAAGAAAGAUGAUGGGGUUCUAAAAUUGGAGGCUCUAGGAGAGGGGAAGAAUGGUCUCCUAGCCAUUGAUGCUGAGAUCUUUGAGGUCUCCCCGUUGUUCUAUUUGGUGGAACUGAAAAAGUUAAAUGGCGAUAACCUGGAAUAUCAGAAGCUGUUGAACGAAGGCAUCAGGCCAACUCUUGUUGACAUUGUUUGGGCAUGGCAGGGCGAUCAGCAGUACCAUCAGGAGUAGCAAUCUUGAAACUCUAAGACAGGCUCGAUAAUUAGGUUGGAGAUUCAGCAAGUUAAGUUUGCAUCAAUUGUUGUGUUGUUUUCUCUUUUGAGCUACUUUGUUAAUUAUCGUGGAUCGAUUGGUGCUUUUACAAACGUAAGACGGUAAUGCAGUCUUUGUGAACUGCCAGUUUUUGGCUUACAAGUUUUGUAAUUGAGUGAUGCUUUCUACUAUCUAGAAGAGAUUAAAUU